GUGUGUGGAGGGGGCCAGGCUCGGGCAGGUCUGAGAAAGGAAAUGGAAGGACAGACAAGUGCUGACCUUGUCCUCCCAGGGCAGGGGAGUGGUAGGAGCAGAAUAGGGGUAUGGGUGAGAAGAGGAACCAGGGCUGCGGAGAAGGGGAGGGGGCCAGGCAGGAGAGGGGGCCUGCAGGGAGCCAUCUCAGGUCUCCUGCCAAAAAUUAAACUAUAAAAAGGCCGGAGGGGAGCGGCAGGGGAAGGAAGGAGAGAAAGGAGAUGGGGAGGGAGGGAGGGACCAAACAGCCCCUCCGCACCAAUGGCCCGGCAGGGGGACGUGAGUAAUACAUGGCUGGUUCAGAGGGAGUGAGAUCAAAAGCCAGAGAUACAAGAGGUUUGUGCUUCACCGACCAGACAGCCAGAGGCUCAAUGAGACCUUUGUUACUCAGGCCCAAGUCAGGGUUGAAGGAAUACCUGACCGCCCUGCCUGCCCAGCCCGCCCCCACCCCCACCGUCCUCAGGGCUGGGGGAGGGGCGGGUCACAAGUGAGUCAAGUUGAGUUGGGUACAGCUCAGCCCAGGCCGGUGGUGGGCGGGCAAGGGGAGGGAGGAGGCCUGCCCUCACUGGGGCGUGGAGCUUCUCGGGGGUGAGUGGAGGAGUGAGUGGCUGCCUGGAAGGCAGGAAGUGGCUCUGCGGGGAAUUGUGAGGCAGACUGCGAGGGAAAGGGGGCCUUGUUGAAUCCGCCAGAUUUCCCUCUAGCCCAGACCUGCAUAUUGCCUCCCAGCAAAAUCCUGAUCCUUUUAAAUCUCAGCCCUCAUAUCUGCCUGACACAAUGCAGCAUCGAAAUGAGCCAAGUCACAAAAGGUCCUGAGACAUUGACAGGGCUUCAGAGGACCCCUACCAUCAUGAUAAGGAUUCUACCAUCAGAAAAGAGGCCAAACUUCUAUCACCAUGGUGGAUGUGAAGUGUCUGAGUGACUGUAAAUUGCAGAACCAACUUGAGAAGCUUGGAUUUUCACCUGGCCCAAUACUACCUUCCACCAGAAAGUUGUAUGAAAAAAAGUUAGUACAAUUGUUGGUCUCACCUCCCUGUGCACCACCUGUGAUGAAUGGACCCAGAGAGCUGGACGGAGCUCAGGACAGUGAUGACAGCGAAGAGCUUAAUAUCAUUUUGCAAAGAAAUAUCAUACUCUCAACAGAAAAAAGCAAGAAACUCAAAAAAAACCCAGUUUUUGAAAUUCAAGAGCGGCAAGAGGAAAUAGUGGAAAUAAACCCUGAAUAUAAUGAUUCCAAGAUGAUAAUAAAGGUUGUCAGCCCCUCCAGCUUCCAGUCCAGGAUAUAUAAGUGGCCUGAGGCUUCCACCACUAAACCCAAAGCUGUAGAUACCUAUUGCUUGGAGUAUAAGCCUUCCAAGGGAAGAAGGUGGGCUGCAAAAGCACCAAGCAUUAGAAUCACAUAUGGGACUAUCACCAAAAAGAGAGGCUACUGCGCGGAAGACCAGACUAUUGAGAGCUGGAAAGAAGAAGGUUUCCCAGUGGGCUUGAAGCUUGCUGUGCUUGGUAUUUUCAUCAUCGUGGUGUUUGUCUACAUAACUGUGGAAAAUAAGUCGCUGUUUGGUUAAGUAAUUUAGGAGCAAAGCAAUACUCCAAGCGAGGCCUCCUGCUUCAGGAAAGAACCAAAAAAGUACCCUGAAGGGCAAGCCUAGCCCGCAGCCCUCCCUUGCAGGGAGCCUUCCCUUGCACUGUGCUGCUCUCACAGAUUGGUAUCUGGGCUCAGCCAGGUGGAAGGAACCAAUGGGAGAACGAGGCACCUGUAUUAAGAGCGUGAUGGUUAGGAAAUUGCCCAAGUCAUGUCAGCUCUCAUUAAAGGUGCUUUCAUAUUUGAGCAGGUGUCAAACAAG
This is a messenger RNA of Chlorocebus sabaeus (green monkey), 1880 nucleotides long. The record is from RefSeq and is a predicted model, not a curated record. Lineage: Eukaryota; Metazoa; Chordata; Mammalia; Primates; Cercopithecidae.